Molecule: messenger RNA, 987 nt
Organism: Cylicocyclus nassatus
Lineage: Eukaryota; Metazoa; Nematoda; Chromadorea; Rhabditida; Strongylidae
Source: the annotation of a GenBank genome assembly
AUGCUUCUAACCAUAAGGGCAUUGAUUACCGUAUCCUGCUUCUCUACAGCCGUCUUCUCACAAAAACUUGGUCCGCCGGGGCCGCUAUCAUCACAUUUUGUCGACUGGCUGAUUGCACAUGGUUAUGAAGGUGACAACUUCGAUCGUCCAGAUGUAGGACCAAAUGGAAGUUUUGGUGGAAAGAAAAGGGCAACAGAACGGAUAAGAAACGAGCCAGUGAUAUUUAUUCAUGGAAAUGGAGAUGCAGCUCUUCAUACGCAGGCACCAUUAGCAACCGGAUGGAGCAGAUCGAUUCAGUAUUUUAUGGAGCAAAAUUAUACAGAAGGAGAGCUAUACGCCACUACGUGGGGUGAUGCUUGGGGUUCAGGAUCAAUCUUGGACAGUUACAGUACAAUGCAUACAUGCAGUAAUUUGCUGUUUUUGAGAAGAUUCAUCGAAGCUGUGAUAUCCUACACCGGUGCAAGAAAGGUUGAUGUCAUCGCUCAUUCCGUUGGCGUCGUUCUCGCUAGGAAAGCGCUCAAAGGUGGAUCACUUAUUGGAACCGAUGGGAACUGCACGCUUGGACCUCCAUUAACCAAUAAAAUCGACACAUUUGUUGGAAUCGCCGGGCCAAAUUACGGACUAUGCGUUUGUCAACUGGCGCAAACAGUUCCAGCUUGGUGUAAUGCCCUCGAUGGACUUUACCCAGGAUACACAUGCCAAGACCAGCUCCUAUGCGGCUAUACUUCUGGUAAUUGCAAACAAGAAAACUACUCGGCACUACUUGAACGACUCAACAAUGAUCCGGCUCGCGAAGCUGAUCACGUCUACGCGAUGUGGAGCGACGUUGACGAAGUCUUGCUGUUUCGCGGAAUGACAUGGGGAAAGCCAACAUCGCGCAUUCCGGGUAUGAACGGACGAUGGGUGUCCGAUCGUAAUGGUCAUGUUGCUAUGAAAGACUUGACCGAAUUACGGCAAUUCGAAGCUGUUGUGCAUCAUUCUAUCUGA